AGAGAGAGACAGAGAGAGAAAUAGAGAGACAGAGAGAGGAAGAGGGAGACAGAGAGAGAGAGGAAGAGGGAGAGUCAGAGAGAGAGAGGAAGAGGGAGAGUCAGACAGAGAGAGAAAGAGAGAGACAGAAAGAGGAAGAGGGAGACAGACAGAGAGGGGGGGUAAAUAACAGUAAACUGUUUCACCACUCCAGUCUACUCUACGCCUUCAGUCUCAGUCCAGGUCUGGAAGCCGUGGGCGGGACGUCAUGCUGUUGAUUGAUGGGAUGCCUGAACGUCAGCGUCCAAUCAGAGUCCCUGGAGCCUCAGAGAACGUCUCUGUCGGUGUUGUCCCCUCCUGAGAUAGACAGGGCGGUUCUGAAGAGGAAGAUGUUCGGCCCAGUUCCUUCGAGACCUCCAGACACGCAACCCUGUGACCCGAACUCCUUCCAGCCCCAGACAGAGCCUGUAGACCUGUCAACCAGCCGUUCCAGGACUUCUCCAACACCCACAUGGUUCUCCCUGUGCCCCCUACCGUCCACCUCCAUCACCAGGCCUUCAUCCUCCUCCUCCUCCUCCUCCUCCUCCUCCUCUGUCCCGAAGAGUCCUGCUAUAUCAGGUCCCGGCAGGAGAGGGUACCUCGUCACACCCAUCUCCUCCAGCCCUGCCCCUCUUCAUGUCCACCGUACGCCCGUAGUGGUGCGGCCCACACCCCUGCUCUACACCCACCCAGCACACAGCAGAACCCUGGCGGUACCACGACGUCCACAUCACCGUGGUGACGGCCAGGACGAUGAGCUGCCCACCAUGAGACUGGACAGUGUGACAGAGAUGGGACGGGCUGAAACCAGACUGGGUCAUGACUCCAUGUUAGCUGGUGGUAUCCAGAGCAUGAGAGGAGUUCAUGUGACCAGGUCAGAGGUCAGGGGGCGUGUCCACAGGUGUGAGUUUUACGGCUGUAACAAGGAGUACACCAAGAGUUCCCACCUCAAGGCCCACAGACGCACACACACAGGUGAGAAGCCGUACAAGUGCACGUGGGACGGGUGCACGUGGCGUUUUGCCCGUUCUGACGAGUUAACCCGCCACUACAGGAAACACACGGGGGUGAAGCCCUUCAGGUGUGGCGACUGCGAACGCUCCUUUUCCCGCUCAGAUCACCUGGCCCUGCACAGACGCAAACACACGCCGAUCUGAGGACGGACGGACGGACGGACAGACAGACAGACAGACAGACAGACAGACAGACAGACAGACAGACAGACAGACAGACAGACAGACAGACAGACAGACAGACAGACAGACAGACAGACAGACAGACAGACAGACAGACAGACAGACAGACAGACAGACAGACAGACAGACAGACAGACAGACAGACACUGAGACAAACAGUAGAUGGACUGUUGUAGCCUGCCAUUGUACCGAUGGGUCAGUAGACAGAACAGUAGGAAAGGUCCAGUAAGACUGAGAAGCCAGACAGUUCAUUCAAUGUGUUUUAAACUCGGAUUGAAAGAACAAGUAUCCAAGUACCAAAAUGAUUUGUCUAUUGUAUUUUACUCUGUUUUCCAUACAAAUUAAACUGUGAAUUAAAUGUAUACUAAAAUACAUAUGUGUCAAAUGUUAAAAUGACAUUGAUUUAUUAAUUUAUUGUACUAUAAUGUCUGAAUUCUCUUAAUUAAAUUUCAAAGAAGA
Salmo salar (Atlantic salmon) is the source of this 1673-nucleotide messenger RNA. Its product is annotated as Krueppel-like factor 12. Lineage: Eukaryota; Metazoa; Chordata; Actinopteri; Salmoniformes; Salmonidae. The record is from RefSeq and is a predicted model, not a curated record. Gene Ontology annotation, biological process: regulation of transcription by RNA polymerase II. Gene Ontology annotation, molecular function: DNA-binding transcription factor activity, RNA polymerase II-specific; RNA polymerase II cis-regulatory region sequence-specific DNA binding.